AUGGCCGCUACCCAACCAGAGCAGCAAGAUCAGCAGUCUGCUGGCUUGCUUUUGAACCUAAACUCAAACAACCCCUUCCGCAACCGCGCCGCAUCGCCCGCUCUUCCAAGCCCGGUCUCUCCCUUCGCCGACCCGCCUCCCCGACCCGUUUCGCGCAACCCGUUUCUUGACCCUGCCAUCGCCAACAGGUCGAGUUUGUCGAAUAUCCGAUCCGCCUCCGAAACCAUGUCGCUUGAGAAGAGGCCAUCGCUCACGGCUGAGGACAUAUUUGGUUCUCUGACGCUCGAGGAUUCGAAGACGUUUUCAGAUACGCCGCCGAAGCCAGAUGCGGCGAAGGCACCACCGACAGGGCGCAGUGCCCCACCGCCUCCUGGGCGUGAGAAUAUGCCGCCCCCCGGCCGCAGAGGCCCGCCGCCAAAUCACCGGCCGACUCGCUCGCAGGAGGAGGCCCUCCGCGCCCGGAGAAUGCAAGGGAACAGCGACAUCUCGGGUCCCUUAGGUCCCCCCCGUUCUCCUCAGAGACGCCAGGAGAGACGCCCGCGCAGGAACUCGGAAUCCUCCAUCAUGGACUCGGAAAGGAUUAUGACCGAAGAGGAGAGAAAGCAGCGCGAUUUGAGGCGACGUGAGCGCGAGCGUCGUCACCGUGAGAAGGGGAAACCCAGCCGUCGGCUUGACAUCAUUGACCAGCUUGAUGCGACGAGCAUCUAUGGGACAGGAAUUUUCCAUCACGACGGGCCCUUUGACGCGCUUAAUCCCCACCGAAACAGACAAGGUAGCAGGCGUGCUCCUAUGCAGGCCUUCCCAGAGGGCUCGCUGAACAACACGCUGGGUGGGUCAGGGCCGCUCAACACCCGUCCCGAUCAUGCAACCUUCUUAGGACAAGGAGAAGACGAGGCCUUCAAGGAGUGGUCUAAGGUUGCCAAGGGGAAGAAGGAAAUGCCAGUGUUUGAUCCCCUUAGUCGUGGCGAAACGCUGCACGGCGACCAGUCACUUGGUCUGGGCACGUCCACAUUUCUGGAAGGGACACCAGCACCACGGGCGGCGAUCCAGAAGCGUGAGGAAGAGCGGGCCGCCGAGGUCAUGAGUGAGGGUCUCCAACGCAAGAAGUCGCUCGCCCAGCGCAUUCGCAACAUGAACCGCGGACAGCGCGAGUUCCAGCCAUCGGGUAGAUUGACCAACCCUGAGAUAGGUUUCGGAUCCCGAAGGUCGCCUUCGGAGAGUGGGCCGGCCUCGGCUACCGCGUCCUCUGCGAACCCGGAACGCAACCCCUUCUUCAGCGAAUUUGCCUCGGAUAAGGGGGGCGAAGAGGGCUUCACAGUACGCAAGAUGGAUUCGAAUGGGGACAAGGCGACACCUACGAGCCCUCGCGGCGGAUUCGGCCUGGAGCGCAGGUCGACAGCGGAUGGGACGCCGAGCGACGGUACGCAGCCCAAGCCCACCGGUAUUCUGGGCCGUAUGAAGAGUUUGAAAGGUGGACGGCGUCAGCGAUCGGGGCCUUCGGGUGGCGGUGACACAAAUGCCGCCGCAGCCCCUGGAACAGCGGUUUAG
Molecule: messenger RNA, 1548 nt
Organism: Canariomyces notabilis
Lineage: Eukaryota; Fungi; Ascomycota; Sordariomycetes; Sordariales; Chaetomiaceae
Product: Pal1-domain-containing protein
Exons: 4
Coding region: 1-1548 (515 amino acids)
Cellular component (GO): cytoplasm
Source: RefSeq, a predicted model, not a curated record